Globicephala melas (long-finned pilot whale) is the source of this 1496-nucleotide messenger RNA. It is a transcript of the gene HPRT1, whose product is annotated as hypoxanthine phosphoribosyltransferase 1. Gene Ontology annotation, cellular component: cytosol. NCBI's taxonomy places the organism in Eukaryota, Metazoa, Chordata, Mammalia, Artiodactyla, Delphinidae. Gene Ontology annotation, biological process: GMP salvage; IMP salvage; hypoxanthine metabolic process. The record is from RefSeq and is a predicted model, not a curated record. Gene Ontology annotation, molecular function: magnesium ion binding; hypoxanthine phosphoribosyltransferase activity.
CUGCUGCGCCUCAGCUCUUAGCGGCGGCGGCGGCGGCGGCGAGGAGCGCUCGGGCGGACUACUCUGCUUUCCCGCGCGGCGCCGCCUCCUGCCGCGCCUCCGCCUUCUUCUCGGCCCCGCCACCGGCUUCCUCCUCCUCAGACUGCCCUCAGCCCGCGCACCAGCCGGCUCCGUUAUGGCGACCCGCAGCCCCAGCGUCGUGAUUAGUGAUGAUGAACCAGGUUAUGACCUAGAUUUAUUUUGUAUACCUAAUCAUUAUGCUGAGGAUUUGGAAAAGGUGUUUAUUCCUCAUGGACUAAUUAUGGACAGGACUGAACGGCUGGCUCGAGAUGUGAUGAAGGAGAUGGGAGGCCAUCACAUCGUGGCCCUCUGUGUGCUCAAGGGGGGCUAUAAAUUCUUUGCUGACCUGCUGGAUUACAUCAAAGCACUGAACAGAAAUAGUGAUAGAUCUAUACCUAUGACUGUAGAUUUUAUCAGACUGAAGAGCUACUGUAAUGACCAGUCAACAGGUGACAUAAAAGUAAUUGGUGGAGAUGAUCUCUCAACUUUAACUGGAAAGAAUGUCUUGAUUGUUGAAGAUAUAAUUGACACUGGCAAAACAAUGCAGACCUUGCUUUCCUUGGUCAAGCAGCAUAAUCCAAAGAUGGUCAAGGUUGCAAGCUUGCUGGUGAAAAGGACCCCGCGAAGUGUUGGAUAUAGACCAGACUUUGUUGGAUUUGAAAUUCCAGACAAGUUUGUUGUAGGAUAUGCCCUUGACUAUAAUGAAUACUUCAGGGAUUUGAAUCAUGUUUGUGUCAUUAGCGAAACUGGAAAAGCAAAAUACAAAGCCUAAGAUGAGAGUUCAAGUUGAGUUUGGAAACAUCUGGAGUCCCCUUGAAGUCACCAGGAAAAUUAUCAGAUGUUCUAGUUCUGUGGCCAGCUGCUUAGUAGAGCUUAUUGCAUGUAUCUUCUAAGAAUUUUAUCCGUUCUGUAUUUUAGAAAGGUCAGUUGCUGCAUUCCCUAACUCUUUAUUUGCACUAUGAGCCUAUAGAGUAUCAGUUCCCUUUGGAUGGAUUGUUGUUUGAUUUGUGAAUGAAAAAUCUCUUAAACCACACCACUAAUGAAUGAAAAUAUUGAAAUUGUAUCUGUAAGAAACAUUGAAAGAGGAGAAUAUAUUAGUUUUUUAAUUGGUAUUUUAAUUUUUAUAUAUUCAGGAAAGAACAGAAGUGAUUGAAUAUUGUUAAUUAUACCACUGUGUGUUUAGAAAAGCAGCAGUCAGUUUCAUAUCAGUGACAGCAUUUAGAGGUAUUGUUAUGUCGGAUAAACCAUAUGUCCUGGAGUUAUUUUAGUAGGUUUCAGUAGUAUUAACUGUAUUUUCCCGCUUGUUCAGAUUAUUUCUGGAGAAUCUUUGUCAACAGUUCCUUUUAAAUACAGGUCAAUACGUUCUAAAAACCUACCACUUUUUGAAGUCUUCAAUGUAAAAAUCCUUAAAAUAAAGGCUGUCUCUUUAAAAGAAA